This is a messenger RNA of Rotaria sordida, 567 nucleotides long. The record is from the annotation of a GenBank genome assembly. Lineage: Eukaryota; Metazoa; Rotifera; Eurotatoria; Philodinida; Philodinidae.
AUGGGUAUUGGUAAUUCUCAAACAUCGCAAAGACAUCAAUCAUCUGGACAUGGUACUUCAAAUGGAAAGAAGCAGAAAAAACGUUUCUUUCGUCGAAAUAAAUCAAGUCCAACAAGAGACUUUAAUUUACCUAGUGUUAUACAACCAGCUUCUUAUCAACGUUUAUUUGGUACUCGUCGUGGUACGAGACCAAUACCUAUUUAUCCACCAUUAGAACAACCAUCACCAUCAUUCUUACCAAUAUCUUACAAUAAUUUUCGAGUUUCUUCAUACAUGCCACCUCAACCUAUGAUGAUGCUACCACCACGAGUAACACCAUUCAUGCCUGCAUCAUAUAUGGCUCCUGCUCCUUCUCCUCAACCUCCGAUAUCAAUACCAUACAUACAACAACCACAAAUACAACCUAUCUAUAAUAAUAUGGCAGCAGCUCCAACUUCCAUGCCAAUGGGUAUUUCCGCAGGAGCUAUACUUAAUCCUCCACUAUAUCCAGGAGCACCUGCAAGAUUUAUUACAGAUUGGACAGGUGGUGGUGCAAUAUCACCUGGUUUUCUUGGGCCUCCUAUUUAA